Neodiprion fabricii is the source of this 8061-nucleotide messenger RNA. It is a transcript of the gene salm, whose product is annotated as homeotic protein spalt-major. Gene Ontology annotation, cellular component: nucleus. The transcript is spliced from 8 exons. Gene Ontology annotation, biological process: regulation of transcription by RNA polymerase II. Gene Ontology annotation, molecular function: DNA-binding transcription factor activity, RNA polymerase II-specific; RNA polymerase II cis-regulatory region sequence-specific DNA binding. Lineage: Eukaryota; Metazoa; Arthropoda; Insecta; Hymenoptera; Diprionidae. Bases 994 to 6378 code for a protein of 1794 amino acids. The record is from RefSeq and is a predicted model, not a curated record.
AAGGUGUGUAAAAAUUAAGAAGAGGAAAUUAAACGACGAUUGUUAAUCGCGUACACACGUUGCGAUUCGUACACGCGAAGAUAAACGAACCCAAUGUGUAUCAUGUACUAAUAUAAUAAUACACCGUUGCCGCUUUGCUGGAUAUAACAAUGUCGUCACGGUUGUAAUUAUAGGUAUCCUCGUUGUAAUAACUGUGCAAACGGAGUAAAUAUUGCUCCCCCCGUUCGCCCCUUCAUCCGUUCCCCUCGGCGUGUCACCCCUCCCAACCGAGGCCUCCCGCUUUGAAGAAGAAUCGCGAACGAAACGUUGUUUACGGUCUUCAUCCCCUUGAUCGUGGUCGUCUUUGGUGUUUCGGAGUAACAUUAGCGAGAGAUUGAUAAAGAAGUUCGCGGUUUAAUCGAAACACGAUACGCGAACAAAUAUCGUACACGCGAAACACCGAUAUUCACUCACUGGCUCUCUCCAACUGACAAGAGCUGGCGCAGAGACGGAGAUACUUGACGCGUAUAAAAGGAUAAAAGAAACAACGUGACGCAUGGAAUUCUUACGGAAGUGGAUAUUGCCUGGGGAGGUGCGUCUCCCUGACUCGAGCCUCAGUGAUUACGGACGGAUAAUGUCUGUCGAAGGGGUGCAGUGAUAAAACGAGUUACGUACGUACGAGAAAACUAAGGAAAUCGGUAAUAUUCGGGGCCGGAUGCGUCGCGACGGGACGAUCAGGCCGCUGAGCAGAACCGGGCGCAGGUGGAUUUCCGAUCAUCUUAUCAUCGUCGCUCUUCUGCUUCCGGAUCGCGUUAUCGACGAGUAGAGGAGCCGAGGCGAGACUGCCGCCGGUCGUCGCUGGCUGCUGCUGCUGCUGAAAAACCGCGUGUGUGUAAAACUAGAUCGCCGAUCAGUGCAUGGGAAGGACUUUUUUUCACCCGUUAAUCACCGCCGUCGGUUGUGCGCGAGGUGCCGGUGCAACGAGGAGCCAAACGACUCCGAAUACCAAGAGGUAUGUCGGCGAGGCGGAAGCAGGCCCGACCCAGCCGAGCCCAACUCGAAGAGGAACUUCUCGUUCGGGGCCCACUUCUUCGGACGGCCUCGGCAUCUCUGCAGAAAUCGAACCCUGACGAUAUACGAGAGGGAAACGACUCGGGGUCCGAGGGAGAGGAGAUCGGGGGUGGUCGGGUCGUGGGUGGAGGAGGGAGCGGCGGCGGCGUCGGAGACGAGGCGGUCGACCUCACGUCGACGCGGUCUCACCACGGUGACGAUGAGGACAGAGACGAUCAAGGAGGGAGCGAGGAGCUCCCGAUGGAGGAGGACUACGAUGACGGGGUCGAGGACACCGCGGAGGGGCAGGAGGAUGAUGAGGAGGAGGAGGAGGGGACGCGGAAGCAGAUACGACACAGACAGGACGCUGAGAACAACAACAGCUUCGUCGAAGGUGCGGCACCCCCAACUACCGGGAUAUUCCCGCCGGCCGGUGCCAGCCACGUAACCCUCGAGGCCCUGCAGAAUACGAAGGUUGCCGUAGCCCAGUUCGCGGCUACGGCCCUCGCCGGCGGGGCCGACAGCGAAGCCGCCCUCCAGGACCUCGCCCUCCUCCAGAGCACGCUCUACACGCUACAACACCAGCAGGUCUUCCAGCUACAGCUGAUAAGCCAGCUGCAGCAGCAGCUCUCCAUAACCCACAACCAACCGACGUCGGCGAGCUCUCACGCCCCCGGUGACGUCCCCCUUGGUAACGAGGGACUCAAGGACGAAGGCUCCCCGUCGCCCAGCAUUCACCCGAAGCCCCUUUCCGCCCUGACGUCACCACCCCCCUCCCGACCCCCAAGUCAUCAUCAGCACACCACGUCGCCGUGCCCUUCGACGCCGGUCAGCCUGUCACAGGAACACGCGGUACCGCCGUCGAGCGUCUCGCCUCUCGGUCUGCCUCUUCCGGCGUCGACGGGAGUCGCGGUGCCCCCGACGAUCGGGGGGGUCGGCGUCGCACCGACGACGACGAGCGCCAAUCAGCAGACCAAUAGUAGCAACAAUCAUAUGUCAUUGUCUCAUCAAAUGCCGUCUCUAUGCUCCAUUAGCUCCUCGCUGGCUUCCACAAUCAUCACGAACACCGACCCCCCGCCGCUCCACGAGCCGAACACCCUCGAAAUGCUCCAGAAACGAGCGCAGGAGGUGCUCGACAACGCGAGCCAGGGCCUACUGGCCAACAACCUUGCCGACGAACUAGCGUUCAGGAGCGGCAAGGGCUCGCGCCUUUCGCCGUACGAUUCUAAGUCGGGGGGAGGCCGCGGGGAGCCAUUCUUCAAGCACCGCUGUCGGUACUGCGGCAAGGUCUUUGGCAGCGACUCCGCACUCCAGAUACACAUCCGAUCACACACAGGUGAGCGACCCUUUAAAUGCAACGUCUGCGGAAGCCGAUUCACCACCAAGGGAAACCUCAAGGUUCACUUCCAGAGGCACACGGCCAAGUUUCCCCACGUUAAAAUGAACCCGAACCCCAUACCCGAGCACCUCGACAAGUAUCAUCCCCCCCUACUCCAGCAGUUGGCUGCCCCCGGUCAGAGGCAACUCACCUCACCGCCACCUCCGGCCCCCCAUCAUCCCCCCUUUCAUCCGGCAGCGGCGCACGGAUUUCUCCCGCCACAACCGCCCCUACCUCUCACCCUAACUCUACCUGGUAUGCCACCCCUCUACCGAACCCCGGUGCCCGUCAACCACUGCAGGGACGAGCAGGACGUACCGGAGAACCUGAGCAAGCCAAUCGGCGGUGCGACGAUUUCAACCCCGUCCCCCCGUUCGCCCGUCACUCAUUCGAACUCGCAUCAUUCCUUUCACGACCAACCGCUCCAUCCGUCGUCGUCGCUGCAGAAGCACCAGCCGCAGCCGGGUCACGAGUUGAAAUUGGAGACAGCAAGGUCGCCGACGACGCAGGAGUCCCCCACGGAACCUUACCGACCUGUCCGACCCGCGAGUCAGGAGGAUGGAAGCGGGGAACGUGUAACGCCGAAGCGGGAGCCCGAGGAGGCUGAGGAGACUGCCGAGGAGGAAAUUGACGAUUACGAGGAGACGAGGCGAUACCUUUGCGCAUCGCCGCAGUCGACGGCGAAUCCAACGUCGCAGGCUCAACCGUUCGAGGAUUGCAGCAUGGACAGUAAGAUGAGCGGUCGCCUCGAGGGCGACGGUGAUAUGGAGGGGGACGAGGAGAUGGAGGAGCAACCCGAGAACCUGUCGAGCAGAGGGGCAACCGGACGACUACCUCAGCAGACGGUUGGAUAUCCGGGGGCUUCGCCGGCUAGCAGUAGCGCCAGCAGUGGAAGUUUGCAGUUCUCCUUUGCCGGUAUGCUUUUUCCCGGACCACCUUCCCAUCAGCAACAGCAACAGCAACAGCAGCAGCAGCAACCCCAUCACCAGUUCUCGGUCGGACCCGCAACCCCUACCGGUCCCUCGGGAGAGAUGAUGGUCGAUCCUGCGAGGGACCCGGCCAUCUACUCAAACCUCCUACCGCGGCCGGGCAGCAACGACAAUUCCUGGGAAAGCCUGAUCGAGAUCACGAAGACCUCGGAAACCUCGAAGCUUCAGCAGCUGGUCGACAACAUCGAGCACAAGCUGACCGACCCUAACCAGUGCGUCAUUUGCCACCGGGUGUUAUCCUGUAAAAGCGCGCUCCAGAUGCACUACAGGACUCACACGGGGGAGAGACCGUUCAAAUGUAAGAUAUGCGGCCGCGCCUUCACGACAAAGGGAAAUCUCAAAACUCACAUGGGUGUGCACAGGGCUAAACCACCGCUCAGGGUGCUCCACCAGUGUCCCGUAUGUCAUAAAAAGUUCACCAACGCCCUCGUCCUUCAACAACAUAUCCGACUUCACACCGGCGAACCAACCGACCUUAGUCCCGAGCAGAUCCAGGCCGCGGAGGUUAACGAGUUUCCAUCCGCCUACCCUCACCAUCCCCUCGCCUCCUUCCUCCCCCAGGGUUUUCCCUCACUUCAUUCCACAGCGGGGGCCGGCUUCGCUCUGGGGUUUCCGCCCUCGAGGCAGCACCACCUCGCGGACCGGCACGAGAACCACGUGGAAGGUAAGGAUGCUCGGCACCACCUCCACCAUCACCACCUCCACCAGCACCAUCAGCUGCAGCAGCAACAGCAGCAAGAUAGAUAUCUGGACGAACAGGGCGAUGAGAUGGACGAUCAAGAGGACGAGGACGAGGGCAGAGAGGACGACGACCGUUGCGAGGAGGCGCGGGAAAGGCAAAGCGCCGACGGGGACGAGGCGGACGAUAUCCAAGAGGAGAUUGACCGACAGAGGCAGGCCUCGGUUCCUCUCUUCUCGACGUCGCUCGCCGCGCUUGAGAAUCAGGUGCGCACCAUAACGACAACCUGCGCGAACAGUAUGCCCGGCAACGCGAGAAUAGCCUCACCUCCUCAGCACCCGUUCAACGGGAGCGAGAAGACGAGCAGUCCUCCGUGCGGGGGUAGCGUUGGCGGGGGUGGAGGCGGCGCGCCCCUGGACUUGACCCCCAGGGCCUCCUCGACCCCCGCAGACACCUCGACGUCGACACCAGACGCGACGCCUCCGCCCCCCGCUCAGGUCAGCUCGCAUCAAACCCCAGCGCCGCACCCCUUCGGGAUGUUCGCCGGCCUGCUCCAGGCCGUCUCCUCACCCCCGUCAACCAGCUCGAUGGGCAGCGUCGGGGGUGUGAACAGCAUCGCGACGAUGAGCUCGAGCAACCCGGGGAACGGUGCAAGCGGGCCGCUGGCCUCGCUAACGUCGUCCGCAGUCCUCGCUGCCACCUCCACCUACAACCCGCUCGGCCUAGCUGUCGGGGGGCCAGCAGUCCGUGGUAAUACGACCUGCAAUAUCUGCUACAAGACUUUCGCGUGUAACUCAGCCCUGGAAAUACACUAUCGAAGCCACACCAAGGAACGACCCUUCAAAUGCACAGUCUGCGAUCGGGGAUUCUCAACUAAGAACAACGGUUCGUGGGACCAGGACGUCUGCUCCUGCGCGAACCAAAGGAACCCUUUUCUGACAAACAUCACUACGACCACAACCACGAUCACGACCACUACCACUACCACAACCAACACCACCCUCCAAACUAGCCCCCAAUACAACCUUCAACCACCAUCAUUACCACCACCACCACCACCACCACGGUCACCCACCAGCAACCACGAGAGGCCCAAACGUAGGCGGCGGCGGCCUGAGGAACGGAAGAGCCGGGGGCGGUCUGGGUCCGGAGGGGGGCGGCAUCUGACAUAUGCUCCCGUUCGCCUGCCCCCGCUACUGCCCCCCGCCCUCGGGCUUCUCACCUCGGACCACGUCUUCCUGGGAAACAUGAAGCAGCACAUGCUGACUCAUAAGAUACGCGACAUGCCGCCUCAUCUGUUCAGCGACUCGAAAUCGGCCGGUCAGCAGCAGCAGCAACAGCAACAGCAGAUCGUACAGGAGCAGGAGACGUCCAGGAGUCCGAUGUGUUCCGACGACUCCAGCUUGCCGCCGCCACCUCCACCCCCACCACCUCCACCUCCGCCGAUGCCGCCACUCGCCAUGGAGUCAGCUGUCCCCGUGAAGAGAUCACCGCCAGAAGGUGAUUUACCUGCGCCAAAAAGACCGCCCAUGUGUGUGUUCGCAGGCAUGUCCAGCAAGCAUUUGUGCCAAGUUUGCAAUAAGAACUUCUCAUCGUCAUCGGCCCUCCAGAUCCACAUGAGAACACACACCGGUGACAAACCGUUCCGAUGCACCGUCUGUCAGAAGGCCUUCACCACCAAGGGAAACCUCAAGGUUCACAUGGGGACCCAUAUGUGGACGAAUGGUGCCUCCCGUCGAGGACGUCGCAUGUCGUUGGACCUGCCGCCGCUGCCAAUCACUCCGAAAGACUCGGAGUUUCUCCAGCGGAGGCCAGACCUUUUUUACCCAUACCUACCCGCACCAUUCCUUAACGGUGUUCAGCAAAAGCUGAACGAAAUAUCCGUGAUCCAGAACAGCAACGGUCUGCCGCCGCAUCAUGGAGGCGCGAGCAAAUACGCGGGACUUUUCGGUUCCGUUUACGGGGCGGGAUUCCCGUUGGAGAAACAGCCGAUGGCACCGACCAACGGGCCCCUGGGGGAGGGUAAAUCGUCGUUGCCGACGGGUUCGAUGCUGUUUCGAACCCCGUCGCCGUCGCAUUCGCCGGGAACGCCGUCAUCGAACACGGGCAACCAGAACUCGGCGAGCGUUCCUGCUUGGGGCAGCAGCGUCGUUGGGGGCGGCGGCGGCGGCGGCGGCGGCAGCGAGACGCUUCAGCGCCACUUUGAGAGGGAAGCGCCCUCGAGGUCCGACGACGAUUCGACGCCUUCGGCACCGCGGCUCCCACCUCCGCCUCCACCGAGGGGCGAAGGUCUGGCAGCGUGAGCCCUUUCGAACCCGGAGAGCUCGACCCGCGACUGAGAAUGAGUGUAUUAUCCAAUUCCGGAUGGAAUCCGGAACUGGCGAACGAACUCUGCAUGCAUAACGUCUCGUUGCUCAGAAGUAUUUCGCAGAGACUCGCAGCCUCGAGAACCAGGGUUCGAAGUCCCCUGGACUUGAAGCAUUCGCGGCUCCCUUAUUUUUGGUUUAGUCGGUUUUUGUUUGUUUGUUUUUUUUCUUUUUCUUCCACGCGAAUGCUGAGCAUACGAACGGCUCGAGUUGACGUUGUAACGAUGAAGACACCAUGUUCCUAUUAUCAGACUAGUCUUAAAGUGUAAAUUAUCGCCCACGAAUCAUAUGCUAGGUCUAGCUUGGCUUAGGACCCUUGAAUAUUUUCAAAGUUCAGGACCUGUUUAAAAGAAGUGUGUCGUUUUUUUUUUUUUUUUCGUUUUUUCAAAUGUUUCCUUGCAAUAUGCACAUGGUCUUUAUGUCACGAUCUCCAUUACCCUCGAUGCGAAAGUGUCCCGCAUUCGUCGACUUAACGAAGCGUCGUAGUACAUUGCGCAGCUCUCUUUAAGAAGUACGACUCGAAAGUCAAUGUUCCUCGGUUUACGGCUUUGACGGGAUUUAAAUUGAACGAUUCUCUCCGUCAAGUUAUAUUUUAAUAAAAAUCGACAUAUCCCUCUUGUAACAGCUUAUAAAAACUGCAUAUACCUGCAACGUCGUGAAACCGCAGAGUUGGUGACAUGAAGGCCCUGUAUGACAGAGACGUUUUAUGUGUAAAUAUAACAUUAUAUACAUGUAGCAUAUAACAUAGCGAUGCAUAACUUAUAAAAAUAAGGUGUAAUCGUAUCGUAAACGAGGGUCGGUACCUUGGCGCGGUGCCUAGACUGAGCUACGCCCGGCGAGGACGAGCCGUAAGACAAGUGGCGCCGCGUACGAGGGACCCUCUUUAAGACCGUCCACGAGAGUGAUGGUCCCACCUAGGGUAAGUGCAGACAUGUCUACGAGACGUAUGAUUUAAUAUAUAAAUACCAUGACGAGAGUGUAACUAAACGGAAAAAAAAUCACACGGGCCCACACAAACACACGCACGCACACGCAGACAAAUGACACACACGCGCGCGUUGUAUAUUAUUACGACACUGUAUAAUUAUCAUAUUUUUAUUAUUAUUAUUAUUAUUAUUAUUAUUGUUGUUGUUAUAGGACGAGUAAAUUAUCAGUUUACCAUAAUCACGCGCAUUCUGUAAUCGGCGCAGUGUUUUACCUAUUGGGUUAUAUUAUUACUUGUGUGCGUGUGUAUGUGCGUUUGGAAGAGAGCGUGCAGAGAUAGAGAGAGUGUGUGUGAGAGAGAGAGAGAGAGAGUGUAAAACGUAUCGUGAAUCUAUAACUGUGAGAAAAAUUUAAUGAUUGAGAAUGGAUGGCAACGAUCUGCGAUCAUAUUAUACAACAUAGUAGUAUAAGAUGAUGGAUAUUAUUAUAUCGCGAUAUGUAAAGGGCAGGGGAAUUGCAUGAGACAUCGGAAAGCGCUGAUAAUAAGGUUGAGGCGGGCUCGGCGGCACCCCUCGCUGUGAUAUAUAUGAGAGGAGCAGCCUGCAAUCAUUUAAACCAAUGUACUUGUAAAUUCUGUAUUAUAGCAUUACCAUUACCAUUAUCAUUAUUAUUAUUAUUAUUAUUAUCAUUAUUGUU